This is a messenger RNA of Camelina sativa (false flax), 576 nucleotides long. RefSeq names its product putative F-box protein At1g70390. The record is from RefSeq and is a predicted model, not a curated record. Lineage: Eukaryota; Viridiplantae; Streptophyta; Magnoliopsida; Brassicales; Brassicaceae.
AUGGCUUCACCCAAUGGACUCAGUCUUGGAGGAAAUAUCUACUAUGUAGCACACCACAAAUACUACAUAACAGCCUUCCUAAUUUGCUUCAAUCUGCUAACUGAGCAAUUCAACAUCAUCAGCUUACCUGAAGAAAUCGCUGAGGACAACUGUUUUCACUAUCCCUUUCGUUCUAAUGAUGUAUUGGUGGCAUUCAAGGACAAACUAGCAAUUGCCCGUGAUGAAAAUCGAGAGGGUGCUAUUACUGUCUGGACACUGGAGGACGCAACAACUUGGUCUAAACAAGGUUUUCAUAUUCCCCCGUUUAGAGAAGGCUUUGGCUAUGAGGAGGAGUUCAGGUUCAUUGGUACAGCUAGAAAGGGGGAGCUCAUAUUCGCACCUCAAUAUGGCGCGUUCCUACAUGACGAUGUGUGGACCAUCAAGCAGUAUGUUGUGUACUACGAUCCCAUCACAAAUACGACGGAAAUGGGUCGAAUCAACGAAGAGUACUUUAGGGAUUUUCCAGGGCAAAUUAAACCCUUUCUUGACCACAUAGAAAAUCCAGCACUUAGUAAAAUUGGUCUGCUUCAGUUCUAA